UGUAUUGUCCGACUGGUGUUUAUGGCGGACGGUGGUAGUGGUGGUGGUUGUGGUGCCGACAAGUGAUAUAAUCGUCGUCGUUCUUCCUUUUCUUCUUUUUCAUGCCCGUUGUCAUAAUCGCAUGUUAACGCGAUAUGUUUUACAAGGAAAUUUUAUUUUUUACUUUUUUUUGUUUUUGUUUUUGUUUGAAUCUUUUAAAUUUCACAGGGUCACUAUUUGUGAGUUCGAUUGUCUGAUUAUUUUUUCGCAUUAUCGUUGAAACGCGCACGUACGUCAUACACAUAUUAUUAUCAUUGUCGUUGUGUUGUGUCACUUUUCGCUGUGCACGAACGGACUACGUACCGGACGCGGAGGUAUCCAGUGGCGAAAUUUUCUAGCUGAAUUUUACCAACAAUUGCAAAUGUUUUGAGUGUCUUCGAGGUCGCCAUUACACGUGGUGCGUGUUUUGCAGAGUUCGUUUUCAUACCAUCGUAGUAACAUGAACAUUGCGCCGGUCGUGGCGCUGUGUUUAACGAGUGUGUGAGCGUAUAAGCGCGUGUUAUCAUAUUGUGAAUAUCUGGUGUUCAAUUAUCGCGUCGUAAAGCAAACUAACUGUUGUUAAUAGUAUUAUUUCCCGUGAUUACAAAGUCGUAGUGUCUCAACAUUUAUUUCACAUGCGACAUAUGGAGAAAUUUUCAGAAUGUUGAACGAGUCGAAUGCAGUGCCUGCUAUGAUGCUGAUGUCGUCCUUCUACAUAAACUAUAAAAACUUGUUUGUUCUAUACGUUUAGACAUUUAUUUGAUAUACUAUGAUAAUGGACACUACGUCGACUGCUAAUAUUGCACAGCAGCAGUCGCCUGCUUAUGGACUCAUGAAACGAGGGAAACGUGGUGCAGCUGCACUCAUUGCAGCUGAUUGUUGUAAUGCUGCAGCUGAUACGGCUACCAUCCAACAACAGCAGCAAGAUGAUGGUAGCGGAGAUGCAGCUGCAGCUGAUUCCGCUCUAACCCGUUGUAAAUUACUGGACGAUAUGCUGGACGUGCUGCUUAAUCCAUACGAUGCAAUUGGCGAGUGGAAUAAUUUGGACUGGUUACGUUGGUUAAUGGCCGGUGGUAAAACCCUAGAUGAAUUUAGUAGUGCAGUUAAAGUAUAUGAUUACGGCACAUGUUGUGGCCUCGUUUGGACAGCCAAUUAUGUAGCAUAUAGAUGUCGUACUUGUAGUAUAUCGCCUUGUAUGUCUCUGUGUGGAGAUUGUUUUAAGCGUGGUGAUCAUACAGGUCAUGAUUUCAAUAUGUUUCGUUCUCAAGCAGGAGGGGCAUGUGAUUGUGGAGAUACGAGUGUAAUGAAACCUGAUGGGUUUUGUCGUAAACAUAGCAGUACAAAUAAUAUUGACGGUACUAGUACCAGCAGUAAUAGUGGUUGUAAACAACCUCCAGCCGAUUUGUUGAGGGUAGCUGAGAGAAUAAUGCCAAGACUUUUGUUACGACUUGUGCAGUAUUUACGUGAAAACAGCAAAAUUGCUGAUUCUAGAGCAAGCAAUACAUCACAUAUACCACCAGGUGUUGCAAGUUCUGCUGCUGCUGCUGCUGCUGCUGCUGCUGCUGGAUUACCAAAUCCGCAACAAAGUUUAUUACUUAUAGACUUAGACCCAUUUUUGGGUAUGUUACACGACCUUGGUGCUCUUGGAGCUGCUAUGCGACGUGUCAUGACUGUAUCUUUGACCAAUGAAAGAAUAUACCGAUGGGCAUGUGAUUACUACAGUAGCACUGGCAAUUUUGUUAAUGAUUCUAAUAUACAACAACAACAGCAGCAGCAACAACAGACUAUUUAUACUAUAUACACAGAUAAGGUGCGUCGUUAUUAUGCUGAAGCUAUACAUCAAUACACUACCUCAACAUCAUCGUCGUCGUCAUCAUCAAGCAAUCGUCGACGACGUCGUAGUAACACAAGGAUUGGAGAUGUUAUACAUGACAGUAAUAGUCUUAGUAAUUCUGAAGACGACGACGAUGAUGAAGAUGAUGAAUUUGGACAAGAUGAUUGGCUCGUUGAUGGUCAGAAUUGUACUGGACGAAAGAACAAAUUGAAUCAUUCCAGUUUUUUGCAAGAGAUUGUUUUUUGGACUGUUCGAUAUGAGUUUCCUCAAAAGAUGGUCUGCUUUCUGUUGAACAUGUUGCCUGAUGCGGCAUACAAGGAAGCAUUGACUGAAGCAUUUGUUAUGCAUUAUGGAUGUGUUGCUCGUGUUUUGGCCACAACAAGAGAUUCGGAUACUCUUUCUAACCAUAUUGUUCACAUUAGUGUUCAAUUGUUUAGUAAUGAAGCAUUAGCUACACGCAUGGUCGACAAAUUAGGAUUACUUAGAAUAAUGGUAUCAAGCUUAAGGCGCAUGAUGACAAAAAUACUGAUACCUUCAACGUUACUUGAUCCCAUGAAAAACAGACACAGGGUUGUAGAUUGUUCAAAGGCUGUUAUGAAAGAGCAUUGUUAUUGGCCACUGGUCAGCGAUCUAAACAAUGUUUUAUCGCAUAGGCCAAUUGCAGUUAAAUUCAUGUGUGAUGACCGUUUAUUAGAUUCAUGGUUUUCAUAUUUAUCAAUGUUUCAAGGAAUGAAUGUUAAUUGUCGAGAGUUGGGACAUCAUGUUGAAUUUGAACCAAACACUUAUUAUGCUGCUUUUAGUGCUGAACUUGAAGCUAGUGCAUAUCCUAUGUGGGCCAUGCUGUCACAUCUUACAUCUGCUGACACUUUGUCGUUAUCCUCUCGUGUGUUACGUGCUUGUCUUAAACGUCUCCGUAAAUGGCUUGUAGAUGUAGGUUACUACUCUAAUCAGAAUGAGAAUCGGAGAUUUGAUGAUAUUACUUCCUCUACUAGUAACAGUAUAAUUACUAGCACGAACCCAGUUCAACGAUUUGAUGAUCGCCAUCAGUUCACUUUUCACUUGCCUUUGCACCGGUAUUUGGCAGUAUUUUUAUGUCAAGCUGUGCGUGCACAAGGUGCUCAUAUUGAAGACAUUAUACCACGAAGCAAUAAGGAAAAUUCAGCUGAAAGAGACUCAUUGUUAAUAGCAAUUGCUUCACAUCCUGUACGCGCUCAAUCAGCAUUCUAUGAAAUUAUGCAGGGUACAUGGGUGCGUAAUGGCCUACAAAUUAAAGGUCAAGCUAUGACGUAUAUCCAAUCAAAUUUUUGUAUAUCUAUGGUAGAUGCUGACAUAUAUUUACUUCAACUUUGUCUAUCUGAAUUAUCAGAUGCCAACAUAUUCAUGUCUUUAAUAUUGGAAAAGUUUAAAGUGUAUGAUUGGAUGCAUGCAGUCAAAAAUGGGGGAUUACCUCAAGUAAUGGAUUCAGAAGAAUAUGAUGCAGCACCUAGUAUGGAAGGCUUAUUAGUUUUCCUUGCUACUUUAAUAGGUGUUCGUACCAAUUUAUGUUCUGAUGAAGAUUAUGAUUAUUGUCAGUCACAAUUAGAAAUGGUUACAUUAUUAUGUGUUUCUGAUAAAACACACAGUCAAUUAAUGGAACUAAUGCCUGAGCGCUGUGGUGGUAUUCAAACUAGCGCUACAACUACUACUAGUCCUAUAAAUACCAGUGGUGAUGGUGCAUCUCGAAAUCCUCCCUCCCUUGACCAAGAAUCUCCACCAUCUAUGCGGGAUUUUGAAACUGUAUUACAAGCUGUAGCAGAAUAUAAAAGACCUCAAUUUGAAGCAUCUGGUAACAUGCAACAAGGACUGUAUGUGCCUUUAGCACAUGUCUGGAAAAAAUUGUACGAUCCAGUGCAUGUCCUUUUAAGAGCUGUACAUAGACGUGACUUCCAAUCAUCCAUGGAUCGUUACACAACUUUUAUGCGUUCUAUCGGAGUGCUGAAACAAAAUCAAAAUACUUGGCCACCGUAUAGGAUGCCGCAAAAACACCAUCCAGCGUAUCGCAAUCCUUGCAGAGCACUAUUGACUAAGAUAUUUUAUGCUGUGGUCUGGCAUUGCUUAUACCGUUCAACAAUUUAUCGAGAUAUUAGUGAACAUACACUUAGUUUACUGGUCUAUCUCCUUGACCAAGCAUGGAUAUGUUAUGAUAACGCUCCCAUUGACACUAGUGAAUUUUAUAAUCAAGAACCAAUGGAUACAGAUCCACCAACUAAUCAGUCUGCAUCAUCAUCAGCAGCUUUAUCUAAAGAAUAUUUCUUUAAAGAGAGCCACUUUUCUCCACCAAAAAGAAGGAUCAAAUUAAUUUUAGCAAAUCCUAAUAGUGUACCAGUUACUUCUAAAGAAACAACACUCUUGCUAUUGAAUCAUUGGUAUGAUCAUGACAAUUUGGCAUUAAAUUUUUGUACUACUAUCACACAUGUUGAGUUGCCACCCCCUUUCACUCGUUAUUUUUUUGGUGGAGAAGCAACUAGUGCUACUUCUAAUGUAACGGCUGCUUCAACAAUGGCAACCAAUUUAUUUGAUUAUUUUACAUCAUCUGUAGCAGCAGCUGCUUCUGUUGCUAGCUCUUCAUCACCAAUUACUGUUCCUCAUAACUUUGAACCUGGUAACUCACAACAACAACCUAAUGUUGUUCCAUCCUUGGCUACAAUAGCUGGAAAUGAAAUACCUCUACCUGGUUCUUCUAUUCCUACACGUCCACCUUUUUAUAGUUUAAAUGCUGCAGCAGCUGCUACAUCUUCUACAAUGGCAGAUUCUGCGUUAAAUCGUGUUAAACAACGUUUGCAAUUCUUACGUCCUCCACCAAAAACAGAUUCGCUUACACAUGAACAACAUCAGUCAUCAUCGUCAUCAUAUGAUAAUGUGCCAAUUAUUGAUCUUACCUUUCCUGAAUGUCCAUUUGAGUUUCUUAAUGAUAAUGAAACAUCAAUAUUGGCAAUUGAUAAAAAUCAGACAGUGAUAGAAGUUGAUGAUCAACAAAAUUCAUCGGUAUCUGUAAAUGAGAGUAUCAUUUCCUUGCUCUUAAAAUUGCACUCACAGUUGUCGGGUGAACCAGAUUCAUAUCAGCCGCCUGUAUUAUCACAUCAAUCAACCACUUCAAAUAAUUUAAUUGACGGGACCAUGACAUCAGAAAAUGAUGAUAUCCAAGAAGUUCCGCCAUGUGGUGAUGGGGCAUUUUUUGUAGGUCGUUUGUUAGAUAGGAUAGCUAGAAGGUCGAAAUUAUGUUAUGAUUGCAUAUUGCAUACUAAAAAGGCUUUAUGGCCAAUCGCAGUAGUAUUGCGAGAAACUGCUUCAAGGGAUGAUGAAGAGCGUGAGCGGCGGGAACGUAAACGCCGGGCCCGUGACAAGCAACGACAAAUGAUGGAGGAAAUGGCACGAGCCCAACGUGCAUUUCUUGAAAGUGCACGUCGCUCGGGAGAUCUAGAUUCUACUGAUACACAAUUACAAUCUUCCAGUGGCACUACUUCAAACAUGGAAUGUGACAUACCGGCUCCUUCUGUGGAGCUAUCUACUUCAACUGCUUGUAGUAGUGAAGCAGCCACUACCUCGAUGUUGGCAAAUACUAUAGUUGAAAUAGAUGAAAAUAGUAGUAGUAGUAAUAGUACUACAACAAAAGAAUCGGCAACUAAUAUUCUUGGAUCUGAUCAACACGAAACCACAUUGACCGUAGAUUGUGUGAUUUGUAAUCAAACUGUAAGUGUACAGAUAGAGCAACAGCGUCAAGAUCCAGUAGGAUUAGUGAUAUUGGUUCAAGGUACAAACGUUUUAGCACAUAGACGGCAUAUUGUUUCACAACCAAUAAUAUCAACAAAUCAAUACAAUGUUAAUAAUAUAAAUACUACCGAGUAUCAGCAACAACCAUUAGAUACAGAAAAAACCACUGGUCUCACAAAUAUUAAUAAUGUUGAGAAUAGUUGUGUAGUCAACAAUGAACAAAAUUAUUAUCAUUUUUGGCCUGCUCUACCACCAUUGAAUUCGCAUCAACAUCACCAACAAUCUACAUCUGUAGUAAAUGAUUCUAAAUCACUGCAACAACAUAGUCAACCAAUUGUGACAACAAUUGCUGAUAAUUACGAUGCAACUACAUAUGCUUCACAUUCUGAUCGACGCAAACGUUUGAUGUCACAAUAUUUUAAUAACUUGGAUAAGGCUGAUUUUGAAGUUGGAUCUCUUACAACUACUACUAGUGCUACUCCAAUUGGUGGUAAUGUCCAUGUACAAACCUGUGGUCAUCAUUUACAUUUGAGGUGUUGGAGUUCAUAUCUUGCAUCGUUACGUGGUGCUCAGCGUUUUAAUGCAGACCGUGGUGAAUAUAGUUGUCCACUUUGUCGGCAAUUAGCCAAUUCUUUAAUGCCAUUAAUACCAGAAGUUUCUAUCGAUCAAAACCAGCAACAACGAGGCUGUGCCCCUAUUAACAAUAUUAUUACCACAAGUGCUAUGUCUGAUGCUGUGAGUAAAUUGACAGAACUAGUAAAACAGCAAGAAUAUGAAUCACCAAAUCCAGAACCAUCUAGUGAUGCUGUUUGCUGCAGUGAAACAUCAGCUUCUGUUUUCUUUGGUGAUACAGAGAAUAUUGUUAAUCGACAUCCCUUGCAUCAGAAUGUUAAUCACCAUCGUUUUAUUGAUUAUUUUGAGUUAAAUGAUGAAGUACAUAAUAUUAAUCCUGCUGCUGGUGGAGAAGAUGAAAUUGAUGACAAUGUAGGAGAGGAAGAAGAUUUAGAUUUAGACAGUGAAGAAGAUCCUUUAUUAAGUGCUGUUAAUAGAUGUGUGAGCGAUAUGAUUUCUAUGACUAUAGUCACAGCUGCAGCUCAAACUGUAUCAUUGCCACACACAUUGAUAUCAACUCAAAUAGAAAAAAUGUACAAAAUAAGAUGGCAUAGUGUUGUAUCUGUGGCUUGGACAAAUAUCCAAGUGGAAUUGGUGCAGCGCAACAACAGUCUUAUAGAACAACUGCAGCAAGAUCAGUCAUCAAUACAUCACGGUAAUAAUUAUUAUCGUCGACUCAAUUUGUUUUCUACUACUGCAGUUAAUGCUACAGACAUUAAUGGCAGCAAUAAUUAUUACAACAUGCUACCCAAGCGCAAUUGUAUAGCACCAUUGUUAAAAGUAUUGCGUGCGAGUGCUCGGUCUUUGAUGGCCAAAUACCAAACUCCCGAUUAUAAUCCCAUUAGUGAUGUAUGGUACAAAUUAAUUGGUUGCGAUCAGCCUCGACAACAAUUAAGCAAUACUUAUCCACCAUUAAUGAUGCGUGAUCCAUGCUCUGUACUCUUACAACUUGUUUUGUUAUUACCUACUCUAGACCGUGAUUUGUUUGAUACAUUAAUCAAACUCACUUACAACAUGCAAUUGUAUAUAGCUGGGUUGAAAGUCGCCUCUACAUGGAAUCGUAACUGUAAAUUCAACCGCCAACUUUAUCACCGCCGACGACAUCACAGUGGUUUCAAUACAAGAAAAAUAUCAACAAAAACUGAAGAAAGAACUGAUGGAAGCACUAGUGCUCAGAUGGAUUUAGAUGAUGAACACAAUAAUAAAUUAUCAUCAUUGUCUAUGGAUAUAACCGAAGUUGACAAUACACUACCAUUAACACCUUUAUUUUCACAAGUUGUAGCUUUAGCCAAAACAAUAGUGUUUUUAUCGGAUGAUGAUGAAACGGAAAUAGUCAACAUUGGUUCAAUAGUUAAUAAUGAUGAUGAAUUUAUGAUGCACCAAGAAGAUGAAGGUGUUGAAAAUGUUGUUAGUGAUGAAAAACUUGACAGGUCAAUAGAUGCUUCAGAAAAUGACGAAGAAAAUAUGUUGCUUCUAGAAUCUUAUGGAAGACGAAGUACACUGCCAUUUUUGCGGUUUGCUGCUCUAUUGAAAAAAUAUAUUAAUGAAGAUGAUGAUGAUAAUCUAGAAGACCACCCAGAAUUCACAAUGUCAUCGUCACAACUUAGUAAUUUUAAUGUAGAACAAAACAAACAAAAAGAACAACUAUUGGAUGGCCAAGUGCGUCAUAGCCAUAAACUUUCACCACCAUCGGUUGAAGUUAACUACAACGUCAAUUUUUCUAGUACAAAUUCUUCUCAUCAUCAUCAACAUUGGUCAAAAGACGAUUAUGAAUACCUAAUGCUCGCUCGGUAUCUAAAACUAUUAAAUAAUAAUGAAGAAGCUCAUGAGGUCAGUGGUCAUUGUGAAGAAAGCUAUAGCUACAGUUGUUCCAUUGAAAAUAACGACAAUCAAAAUCAGAACAACUAUGAAAAAAGACAAAGUAUGCCAUUGCUGCCACCGUCUGCCAUGGAAGCUGUCAUUUGGCCACAAUGGUCAUAUAAUACCAACGAUAUAAGUAAUAAAAUUUCAACAACUAUUUCUCGUACAUGGUUUACAUGUUUUCGUGAAUCAUUGACUACCAAAAUACCUAAAGCCACUAUCAUCGGUGAAAAUACUACUACCAUUGUUUCUUCUGCUGCUGCUGAAAUUGAUCCAAAUUCAAAAGCCACCACUUCAGCUAAUAUCAUAAUGGCUGCACGUAUGUUACUUUUUGCUGACUGCUGUGAUGGUGGUGGUGUCACUGAUGACACCAACGCUGGUAUCUUAGAUAGCAGCCGUAGUUUAUUCCCACCAAUCAAUUGGACGGGACCUCGAUUGUUGAAGCUGCCACAUCUAUAUGAUGAUGUUUUCCAGUACUAUCAUGGUAGGGCCUGUCAUCGGUGUCAUGGUGUGCCACGAGAGACUAGCGUGUGUUUGGUUUGUGGUACUGUGGUAUGCCUGAAAGAAAAUUGUUGUAAAACAAAUCACAUUUACGAAGCAGUACAACACUCAUUGGAAUGUGGCGGUGGUACAGGUAUGUUCUUAGUUGUGACUUCAAGUUCCGUUGUAGUAAUUCGUGGCAAACGAGCAUGUCUUUGGGGAUCUGUUUACCUGGAUGCAUUUGGUGAAGAAGAUCGGGAACUCAAACGUGGAAAACCAUUAUAUCUAAGUGCAGAACGAUACAGACUGUUGGAACAUCAGUGGUUGGCGCAUAGAUUUGAUCACACUAAUAAGAAAUGGGUAUGGCACAGAGAUGCGUUGUAAAUAAUAUGAAGAUAACAAUUAUGAUAAUGGCUUUGAUAAUAUACACAAUGUUACUUGAAUUAGUAGUUUUAAUAUUAGUCUAACAAACAACGGCAACUGGUGUCAUUACCAUUUCUUUAAUAAUGUUGUGAUAUGUUUCUUAUUCUAAAACCUUAAUGGUAUAUUGUGUUGUAAACAAUUUUUUAUAAUUAUUGUUAUUAUUUACGUAUGAACUAUUAUUAUUUUAUUAUCUUAACUAUUUUACUCCCAUUACAAUUAUAUUAAAAAUAAUUAUGUAUAUAAAACAUGUUUAUUUAUGUGAAUUUAUUAUUAAUUAUUAUGCCGUGUGUAUGUACGUAACAUAGCACCCAUUCUUUUAUUAUCUUAAUAUACAUAUGUAAUAACUACAUAUUUGUGAGCCGUGUUUACUUAUCCAUUAUUAUUAUAAUUAUUAUAUACUUGUUUUUUGUUGUUGUAGAAGCUAUACAACUAUCAACUGUAUCACACCUAUGUAUACACUUGAAUAAUAUAUAUUUAAUAAUAACAAUAUUAA
Molecule: messenger RNA, 9470 nt
Organism: Rhopalosiphum padi (bird cherry-oat aphid)
Lineage: Eukaryota; Metazoa; Arthropoda; Insecta; Hemiptera; Aphididae
Gene: Ubr3
Exons: 23
Coding region: 788-8938 (2716 amino acids)
Biological process (GO): ubiquitin-dependent protein catabolic process via the N-end rule pathway; protein ubiquitination
Cellular component (GO): cytoplasm; ubiquitin ligase complex
Molecular function (GO): zinc ion binding; ubiquitin protein ligase activity
Source: RefSeq, a predicted model, not a curated record